AUGAUUAUUGGUCAAAUACCAAUGAAAAGCAUUCACAAGUUUACAACAUACACAAUCUUAAUAUCAUCAUUAUCAUCAUUAUCAUCAUCAUCAUCAUCAUCAUCAUCAUCAUCAUCAUCAUCAUCAUCAUCAUCAUCAUCAUCAUCAUCAUCAUCAUCAUCAUCAUCAUCAUCAUCAUCAUCAUCAUCAUCAUCAUCAUCAUCAUCAUCAUCAUCAUCAUCAUCAUCAUCAUCAUCAUCAUCAUCAUCAUCAUCAUCAUCAUCAUCAUCAUCAUCAUCAUCAUCAUCAUCAUCAUCAUCAUCAUCAUCAUCAUCAUCAUCAUCAUCAUCAUCAUCAUCAUCAUCAUCAUCAUCAUCAUCAUCAUCAUCAUCAUCAUCAUCAUCAUCAUCAUCAUCAUCAUCAUCAUCAUCAUCAUCAUCAUCAUCAUCAUCAUCAUCAUCAUCAUCAUCAUCAUCAUCAUCAUCAUCAUCAUCAUCAUCAUCAUCAUCAUCAUCAUCAUCAUCAUCAUCAUCAUCAUCAUCAUCAUCAUCAUCAUCAUCAUCAUCAUCAUCAUCAUCAUCAUCAUCAUCAUCAUCAUCAUCAUCAUCAUCAUCAUCAUCAUCAUCAUCAUCAUCAUCAUCAUCAUCAUCAUCAUCAUCAUCAUCAUCAUCAUCAUCAUCAUCAUCAUCAUCAUCAUCAUCAUCAUCAUCAUCAUCAUCAUCAUCAUCAUCAUCAUCAUCAUCAUCAUCAUCAUCAUCAUCAUCAUCAUCAUCAUCAUCAUCAUCAUCAUCAUCAUCAUCAUCAUCAUCAUCAUCAUCAUCAUCAUCAUCAUCAUCAUCAUCAUCAUCAUCAUCAUCAUCAUCAUCAUCAUCAUCAUCAUCAUCAUCAUCAUCAUCAUCAUCAUCAUCAUCAUCAUCAUCAUCAUCAUCAUCAUCAUCAUCAUCAUCAUCAUCAUCAUCAUCAUCAUCAUCAUCAUCAUCAUCAUCAUCAUCAUCAUCAUCAUCAUCAUCAUCAUUAUCAACAUCAUGA
Schistosoma guineensis is the source of this 1008-nucleotide messenger RNA. Lineage: Eukaryota; Metazoa; Platyhelminthes; Trematoda; Strigeidida; Schistosomatidae. The record is from the annotation of a GenBank genome assembly.